Cicer arietinum (chickpea) is the source of this 1370-nucleotide messenger RNA. RefSeq names its product bax inhibitor 1. Gene Ontology annotation, cellular component: membrane. Lineage: Eukaryota; Viridiplantae; Streptophyta; Magnoliopsida; Fabales; Fabaceae. The record is from RefSeq and is a predicted model, not a curated record.
AAAGCCAAAUUUGGAUGAGUUUACUUGCCUCCAAAGAAAGGACAUUUCAGUAAUAACAACCCCGAACCUUCUUCGAAAUUACUAUCCACAUUCACCCUCGUUCAAAUAAUAAUAUCAAACAUUAAAAUUAAACAUUAUAAAUAUAAAGUCUAGGUUCUAUAAAUUAUUCCUAAUCUUCAAUCUUUCUUUCUUUCUGCGUUCGAAGAAACAAAUACAAAAAUUCAAUGGCUUCAUUCACUUCGUUUUUCGAUACAACAAACCGAUGGAAUUUCGAUGCUCUCAAGAACUUCGGUCAGAUUUCUCCGGUCGUUCAGAAUCACCUCAAACAGGUUUAUUUGACCCUGUGUUUCGCUGUGGUUGCUGCUGCUGUGGGAACUUACGUUCAUGUACUCUUCAACCUUGGCGGUUUUCUCACCACAAUAGCGUGUGUUGGAACUAGUGUUUGGUUACUCUCAACUCCUCCUUUUGAAGAGCGAAAAAGGUUGACUUUGUUGAUGGCCGCAGCGUUAUUUCAGGGUGCCUCUAUUGGACCCUUGAUUGAUUUGGCUAUUCAAAUUGAUCCAAGCCUCAUCUUCAGUUCAUUUGUGGCAACUGCCUUGGCCUUUGGGUGUUUCUCGGGAGCAGCUUUGGUUGCUAAGCGUAGGGAGUACCUGUACCUUGGUGGCUUGCUUUCUUCUGGGCUGUCCAUUCUUCUUUGGUUGCACUUUGCUUCUUCCAUCUUUGGAGGUUCAAUGGCAAUCUUUAAGUUUGAGUUGUAUUUUGGGCUUUUGGUGUUUGUGGGUUACAUUGUAGUUGACACACAAGAAAUAGUUGAGAAGGCACACUUUGGCGAUCUGGAUUAUGUGAAGCAUGCUCUGACCUUGUUUACUGAUUUGGUUGCAAUUUUUGUCCGGAUUCUAGUUAUCAUGUUGAAGAAUUCAGGCGAGAGAACUGAAAAGAAGAAGAAGAGGAGAGAUUGAUUUUCUCAUCAAUCAAGCUUGUUUGACAAUUCGUGUUUAAUCUUUGGAACAUAUACAUAUGACAGCUAUCUGUAAAGUUUUCUCCACGUCUUGAACUUGUUCCCGCUGUGCAGUUAGCCGUGUUUCUGCUUUAUAGUACAUGCUGAAAAUUUAACAUGUAUUUUUAGUUUUCUAAUAAGAGAGAUUAUUACAUAACAUCAUUCUUGAAGAUGGAGAGUGACAGAACAGAAAGGUAGUAGGGGUAGAAAUUAGUGAAGAUCCAUCACAAAUUCUUUGUCCAGGGUCUUGUGAGAUAUAUUUAUUCAUUUACCAUGGAACUUUUUUCUACAUGAAUUAGGAGGAUUCCUUGUAGCUUAGUAUAUAUCAGGUCAAUAAACAUUAAACGAUUACGGAAAUCACUUUUUGAUUGAA